GAGAGAGAGAGAGAGAGACAGAGAGAGAGAGAGAGAGGGAGAGAGAGAGACACAGACAGACAGAGAGAGAGAGAGGGAGAGAGAGAGACACAGACAGACAGAGAGAGAGAGAGAGAGGAGCGCGCGCUAAUUAGGAAAACCUGGUCGAGCAAUUAAGCGGCAGACGACGCGCGGAGCGCAGCACAAGAAGGUGGCUGUCCGGCACGAGGGGAAGGGGGAUUCGUGAAGACCAAAACCAGAUUUAGAUCCCCAGUCACCUUGGCACCAUGAGUUGGAGCUUCCUAACGCGUCUGCUGGAUGAGAUCUCCAACCACUCCACCUUCGUGGGGAAGAUAUGGCUGACGGUGCUCAUCAUCUUCCGCAUCGUGCUGACGGCCGUGGGGGGUGAAACCAUCUACUACGAUGAACAGAGCAAAUUUGUCUGCAACACGCAGCAGCCCGGGUGUGAGAACGUGUGCUAUGAUGCGUUUGCGCCGCUCUCGCACGUCCGUUUCUGGAUCUUUCAGGUCAUCAUGAUCACAACCCCGACUAUUAUGUACCUGGGAUUCGCCAUGCACAAGAUCGCCCGCAUGGAAGACAGCGAGUACCGGCCGAGCCGGACCACGAAGAAGAAGAGGAUGCCCAUCGUCAGCCGUGGGGCAGUUCGCGACUAUGAGGAGGCGGAGGACAAUGGCGAGGAAGACCCGAUGAUUGCUGAAGAGAUUGAACCAGACAAGCCUGACAAAGCAGACAAAAGCUCAGAGAAAAAGCAUGAUGGUCGUCGGCGGAUUAUGCGUGACGGACUGAUGAAGGUCUACGUGUGCCAGCUGCUGUGGCGCUCGUCCUUCGAGGUGGGCUUUCUGUUAGGCCAGUACAUCCUCUACGGCUUUGAGGUGAUACCCUCCUAUGUCUGCACUCGCUCACCGUGCCCGCACACGGUGGACUGCUUCGUGUCCCGCCCCACGGAGAAGACCAUCUUCCUGCUGGUGAUGUACGUGGUGUCUUUCCUCUGCCUGCUUCUCACCCUCCUGGAAAUCCUCCACUUGGGGAUCGGCGGCAUUCGCGACACCUUCCGCAGGCGGGCCACCCUCAACCCUCGGCCUCAACCCCCGGUGCCACCACCCUCCUCACGUUCCCUGGCGACAGCCCCGCCAGGAUACCACGCCACCAUGAAGAAGGAGAAACUAAAAGGAGAGCUGAGGGAAUCGCCCAUAGCCGACUCUGGCAGGGAGAGCUUCGGGGAUGAGGUGACCUCGUCCAGGGAGAUGGAGCGGCUGAGGAGGCACCUGAAGCUGGCGCAGCAGCACCUCGACCUGGCCUACCAGGCAGACGAAGGUAGUCCGUCGCGAAGCAGCAGCCCAGAGGUAAACGCGGCCGCACAGACGGCCGCCGAGCAGAACCGCCUCAACUUUGCCCAGGAAAAGCAGGGAGAGGCGAGCGAGAAAGGACUACAUGCCUGAGCGUGCUUCCUGCCUCAAACGUCUGUUCCUUCAUUCCUACUGGCCUUAAACACAUGGGGGAAGCACAUAUGGGAAUGCAGUCAGACCACUGAGGGAGACCAAAGUUUGUGAGUGUUUAUGUGUAUGUGUAUGCGUGAAUGAGUGAAUGAGAGAAAUGAGCCUUUCAGUAUUAGGGGUUAGUCGAAAAGAGAGAGAGAAACGCUGACCGAGCUGUGUUGUGACAAAUGGUUCAUCUCCAGGACUCUAAACUUGAAAGCCUGCCACAUCUCGGAUUCUCGCUCGCCAGCCUAUGUUUAAGCCUCGACUGUGCCUUCGGCUAAAAACCUUGUCUACACCCUGCUCUUUCACCCACUGUCGUGUUAUCGUGGCCAAACAAUAUCCUUGUCCGUUUCAGACCUGGUAAGGAUCGUCAUGAGCUUUAAACUCCUCCAGCUUCACGGAAAAACAAAGAGGCUCCCUUUUUAUAAAAUGUCAAGACUCUGUUGAGGCUUGUUGGCCUCAGAGAGAAUCCCAAACAGCGCAGCCGUGGGCAAUAUUGUUUUUGGAGCGUGUGCAGCGGGCUUAACCUGCACCAGAUGAGUCACGUUAAUUCAAACAGAUUAGAUUCUGGGGAUUAUUGUUUCUUAGCAAGAAACCACACCAUUUCAGAUCAUGUUUGACAGAUAUUUGAAGCCUGUGUCACUUACCCAAUCUGCCAAAAUGUUUACCUGGAAAAUGCUUGAAUUCUUUAUUGACAAGAAAUGGUGUGAGGAAUUUCCAAGAAUCAUUUGUUUGUACAAUCAGAUCAUUUAAAAGUACCUUUUUUUUUUUUUUUUUUUUUUUUUAUACAAUGACCAAAUCUAUAGAUUAGUUACCUUUUUUCUAGAGAGUAGUGUUGGCAUAACAAACACCGUCUGUUUCACAAAAGUUCUUGGAAGUAGGCACUUGGAUGUUGGUUAUUACUUUCUUCUCUAACUGAUGUUCUAUAAAACUGAUUCACAAUGUUCUCCAUUGCAAAAUUUCAUUUCAUUUUGUGGAUUUCUUGUAACAUCUGUCUCCAAGGCUACUGUCAACAGUGAAAACUUCACCCGUGUCUUUUGAAAUUUACAUUCUUCUUUGGUGAGCCAUAUUUUCCGUCCCUGACAUGCACCGCUGCUCCUCCUCUGCAUCCUGGAGAAGCCAGCUGAGGAGAGUAUGACAGCUGGCUGCCGGCACACGGCCCGGGUGCCAUGUAAACACACACAAUCUUCGAUUCACUGCGAGACUUUUCAUCAUCAGCAAGCUUUCAUUGUUCGUGCAGAGUUCAUACUUGUUUGUUGCCUGGCACUUGGUUUUAUGUUCUGUGGCUGGAAAAUAAAUUCAAACUACAGUUUGCCAAGGGAGAGGUUUGAUGCUGUAUUCUUGUUAUCAUCUCACUUCCAGUUUUGCUACUUAUAAAAAGGUACGACAUUUCAUGCUGAAUAUGGUACUUCAGUGGUUUAUACUUGUUUGUUUUUUUUUCUAUUGCAAGUUUUGUAGUUUUUGUAACUGUAGAGAUUAUUUUUCUUCAGAGUAAAUAAAUAAAUAUAUAUGAACAAAG
This is a messenger RNA of Scophthalmus maximus (turbot), 2997 nucleotides long. Its product is annotated as gap junction gamma-1 protein-like. Gene Ontology annotation, cellular component: connexin complex. Gene Ontology annotation, biological process: cell communication. The coding region runs from base 267 to 1439 and encodes 390 amino acids. The record is from RefSeq and is a predicted model, not a curated record. Lineage: Eukaryota; Metazoa; Chordata; Actinopteri; Pleuronectiformes; Scophthalmidae. The transcript is spliced from 5 exons.